Photinus pyralis (common eastern firefly) is the source of this 1054-nucleotide messenger RNA. RefSeq lists its product as uncharacterized. The coding region runs from base 97 to 903 and encodes 268 amino acids. The record is from RefSeq and is a predicted model, not a curated record. The transcript is spliced from 6 exons. Lineage: Eukaryota; Metazoa; Arthropoda; Insecta; Coleoptera; Lampyridae.
AGAAAGUGUUGUGUACAUAAUUGUAAAGAUCAAUUUUUACCAAGACAUCGUUUUCCUAACCCCAAACAUUAUUCUGAACUUUUCAAAAGGUGGCUUAUGAUACUUAGACCGCGGAAUUACAUUAAUUAUACCGAUUUCGAGAUAUAUAUAUAUAAUACAUUUAGAGUGUGUGAAAGACAUUUUGAAGCCCACAACAUCAUUGCCGGAUCUCGAAGAGGACUAAAGUAUACAGCCAUUCCCACUUUAUAUUUAGAAGAAAUACCCUGUUCAUCCAAACAAGCAGAUGAAAUAUUGAGUUGCAGCCAGUUAAAUGUUGAACAAUUUAAUCUACAAGUCCCAGAAGAUGAAUCUCAUAAGAGUAAGCAGGAAAUGGAAGCAGAAUAUGGGAUAGAAAUAUCAGGUUCAUCGGAACAAUUCAACCAGGAAGCCCCAGAAGAUACUUUGAACAAAAGGACACAGCCAAUGGAAGUGAAUUCUGUGAGAGUGAUAAAGAAACGAAGAUUAUCUUUAUUGAAAGAUGUCGGAGUGACUCGAUCCUCUCAACUUGACCCAAGGGCCAACCUGCUCUACAAAAAGUUGACCACCUGGAGUGUGAAGAUGGCAAGGAUGGCUAGGAAAAUAACCUCCUAUAAAAUUCGUUUACAAAAAGCACAAUUAUGCAAUUCUGAAGGAUUUCAGAAGAUAAUGAGCCAAGUAAACAAUUACACACACCAAUUUAUUUUGUCACAAAUUCGGAACCAAGAACGUGCUCUGAAGUGUAGAAGGUAUACACUUGAAGACAAAAUUUUGGCAUUAUCACUGUACAAAGCCAGUGGAAAGGGAUAUAGACUAUUGUCAAAAAUUUUCGCACUUCCUCAUCCAAGGACAUUGAGCAAUCUCUACAGGAGAAUAUUAGAGGUAUGAAGAAAGACGACAAAAUCUGUAUUUUGAUGUUUGACGAAAUGUCGAUUGAUGUAAAUGUAUAUUAUAAUCGUCACAAUGAUAUUAUUGUGGGAAUUGAAGAUUUUGGUCAUAAGAGAUCUUCUAAAUUAGCAGAUCAUGUCAAUCUUUUUAU